AUGUUGAUGAUGUUUGAAAAAGGUAUAAGAGGUGGAAUAUCACAUAUAUCAAAGAGAUAUGCAGAAGCGAGUAAUAAAUAUAUGAAAGAUUACAAUCCUGAUGAAGGGUCUACUUAUAUUCAAUAUCUCGAUGCAAAUAAUCUUUACGGAUGGGCAAUGAGCCAAUCACCUUCAACACACGGAUUUAAAUGGAUGAAAAACCUAACAAAAGAGUCCCUAAUGGAUAUUCUGGAGAAAGCAAAUAGUAGUAUGUUAAAUCCACGAAAAGGAAAGGGAUACAUAUUUGAAGUAGAUUUGGAAUACCCCCGUAAACUAUGGAAAUCACAUAAUGACUAUCCUCUG
Molecule: messenger RNA, 342 nt
Organism: Porites lobata
Lineage: Eukaryota; Metazoa; Cnidaria; Anthozoa; Scleractinia; Poritidae
Source: the annotation of a GenBank genome assembly